AUGCGAUGGCCUCCAUGGAGUUCCAAGUCAACCGAUGACAGCCAACAACAAACCCCCAACUCAACAACCUCAUCCUCCCACUCCACUCCCACAUCGCAACCCUCCAGCUCUUUACUGGAUUGGUCCGCCUUCAUAGAGCCUCGAACCGUCGUUCCUACUAUCCUCCUGACAAGUGGUAUACUAUUCGCCGUCCGUAUACACCGUCGCUACCUCCGCCGCGUCCCCGAUGCACCUAGCAUCUCACCUUCUUGGCUCCGCCGCCGCACAGUAUUCGGACAGGUAACCAGCGUUGGCGAUGGUGAUAAUUUCAGAAUCUAUCACACACCGGGUGGCCGUCUAGCUGGUUGGGGCUGGUUACCUUGGAAGAAAGUUCCUACUACCAAAAAAGAGCUGAAAGAUAAAACGCUAUUCCUCUGUCCUGUCCAGAUCCAUAUCCGUCUAGCUGGCAUAGAUGCUCCCGAACUUGCCCAUUUCGGUCGUCCUGAACAACCUUUCGCUCGCGACGCCCACACCUGGCUUACCUCGUACCUGCUCGGUCGCCGUGUACGGGCAUCAAUCUACCGGCAGGAUCAAUAUAACCGUGUUGUUGGUAGUGUGUCUGUACGGCGCGCAUUGGAUUUCCCGCCGUUUCGACGACGGGAUGUCUCGUACGAGAUGCUGAAACGUGGACUUGCGACUGUUUACGAGGCAAAGUUUGGAGCGGAGUUCGGGGGCGCGGCGAUGGAGAAGAAGUAUCGCAAGGCUGAAUGGUGGGCCAAGUUGAGAUCUAAGGGCCUGUGGAAGGAUUAUAAACGAGUUGGCUCGGAUUGGGAGAGUCCGAGGGAAUAUAAGACUCGGAUGGGGAUGGGGGAUGUGGAUAGCUCGAGCAAAUCGAAGUGA
Molecule: messenger RNA, 879 nt
Organism: Penicillium odoratum
Lineage: Eukaryota; Fungi; Ascomycota; Eurotiomycetes; Eurotiales; Aspergillaceae
Product: thermonuclease family protein
Exons: 2
Coding region: 1-879 (292 amino acids)
Cellular component (GO): cytoplasm; mitochondrion
Source: RefSeq, a predicted model, not a curated record